AUGGCUAAUGAUACAAUCACACCAGUAAUGUCGCCGCCAGCUGGGCAGACUUCUAAUUUCGUCAAUCCGGAUUAUAUCGGCGCAAAAUUUGUGGCUGUCAAUUGCGUCUUUCUGCCAUUGGCUGUAAUUGCGCUGGGAGUGCGAACAUGGACGCGAUUGUUCGUUGUGCGAAGCUUCCGCGUGGAUGACUAUUUGAUGAUUUUCGCUGCUAUAUUAUCUUGCGUUCUUACUGGAGUAACCCUGGACAUGCUUAAUUACGGAUUGGGAAAGCACAUGUGGGAUGUGUCACUGGCUCGGUUCUCGCCAAUGUUCUCUCUGCUGAACCUCAUUGCCGCCAUCAUUUACUGCGCCGCAACUGGCUUCACCAAGGUCUCCGUUCUCGUGUUCUAUCUCCGCAUUUUCCCAAGUCGCAACUUCCAUAUCGCAGUUUGGUCAAUCGUCUUUAUCGCCGCUGGUUACAGUUUCGCUAGUAUACUUGCGAAUAUUUUCAGCUGCAAUCCAAUCGCUAAAUCCUGGGACUCGUCCAUCACAACUGGGUCUUGUAUGAACAGGCCGGUAUUUUACUUUGCCAAUGCAGGAUUGGGUAUUUUCACGGACUUUGCGACUGUCGCUGUCCCAAUACCAUGGCUUCGUCGACUACAAAUGCCUAUUCGUCAGAAGAUUGCCGUUGGUGGUAUCUUGGCCAUGGGAUGCUUUGUCGGAAUCGUUAGCUGCAUUCGUCUCGGCAGUCUUUACACUCUCUUAACAAGCAGCGAUCUCACCUGGACGACUACCGACGCGCUCAUGUGGUGUGUUAUCGAGCUCAAUCUCGGAAUUUUCGGUGGCUGCGUCACAGCCAUCAGACCAUUCGUUCGCAAAUACUUCCCCCGCCUCCUGGGCCUUUCCUCUGCAGGUGGAUACUACUCUUCUCAAUCGCGAUCUCGCAAGCACGGACAUCCUCUCGGGUCGAUCCCUCAUAGCGACCGAGUCAACUUUUCUAAUCAAGACAAUCAAUACACGACGACACUCACUACACUAAGAGGUGCACCCGACAACGGCAGUGAAGAGCAUAUUCUAGGCUCUCAGCCCAACGGCCACACUAAGGAUGCCGAUGGGGCGACCGGUAUCAUUCGGACCGUUGAGUUUGAUGUGGAAAACAGCUCCACUGCCGCAGCAUGA
This is a messenger RNA of Penicillium cataractarum, 1158 nucleotides long. RefSeq lists its product as uncharacterized. The record is from RefSeq and is a predicted model, not a curated record. Bases 1 to 1158 code for a protein of 385 amino acids. The transcript is spliced from 8 exons. Lineage: Eukaryota; Fungi; Ascomycota; Eurotiomycetes; Eurotiales; Aspergillaceae.